AUGCCACCAAAACCAGGCACACAACCAGAUACGCAAACACAAACUAAAUCACAUAAAAAAAUAGGGAGUCUUACAUGCAGUUUUAGAAAAUGUUAUAUUUCAGGUCCGGGUCCAAAAUAUCCACUAAAAACUCUCGUGGGUUAUCAAGAGCAUUGCCUUUCGAGGUACCGAAAUCCAGCAUAUACAUUUGGCAACAAAUAUCCUAGUUUACGAAUAUGUGAGGGACCAGGACCGAAAUAUUUAUUAGACAAGCCCAUACGCGGUGGUUUUUCAUUUGGAUUAGUUGGAAAGACUUUCGAUACUUCUUGUACGCCUGGUCCAAAAUAUCUAUUGCCAUCUCCAAAAGGUCCAUCUUUUACACUAAAAUCCAGAACUAAACAGAGAAAAUGUUCCUUUUCACCAGGUCCUUAUAAUGUAAAAUUUCCUAUACCAGGUCCAGCUUUUUUUAUAGGAGAACGUUUACCUGCUUUAAGACGUGAUCCUACACCAGGUCCCAAACUUUACAAUGAUGCAUUGGUUGCCCAAAGAUCUCCAAUGUAUAGCGUAACUUUCAGAAGAGACGAAAAAAUAAUUUGCCGUUCUCCGGGUCCGAAAUACAAUCUGAAACCUCCUAAACCACAGCCCAUGUUUUCUUUUGGAAUCAAACACAGCGAGUGUUCUCCUCCUUAUAUCGUUGAAUGCGAUGAUCAAUGUUAAAAUUUUGGCAACUAUAAAUAAAAAGUGUAAACAUUUACGUAUAAAAUAUAAAAACAGAAUCUAUGAAUUUCUUAUUUCAAAUCGGCAAAAAGCAAUAAUAAAAUAUUUAUAACAUAAUAUAUAUUUCAUACAUAUUAAAUUCAAAUGUGUAGAGAUAAGACGUUAAUUAGCGAACGACACAGACGUAAUGUAUUGCUUGAUUGAGCAAAAGUAGACUCUGGAAGAAGUUAGCAUAAAAAGAACAUGAGAGACUGAGAGAUUUAGAAGAUAUCUUUAACUAUAGAUCAAUUGGAAGGUAAGAUUUUCUAUCGUCUCAGUCAGUCAGGUUAUGAGAAAAAGUAAAGAAAAACAACAUAGCUAAAAAUUUCACUAUGUAGAACCAUAUGUAGAAAGAUUAGAGCAUCGGAGUACUCCUUUAUUAUAGUUAUAUAAUAGUACUACCUAUCUAAGUACUUUAUUAUUCAUUUUUACUCAACCAAACAUUAGGUGCUUGAAUUAGUUAACGAAUCUUUCUUUUUGUCAUAUUCAUUAUAAAGUAAAAAGUUAUAUAAUUAGAGGUCCACAAAUGAAAAAGAUUAGUAGUUGGGAUUCAAUACUUACACUUUGAGUAUAGUGAAUGUUAAUGGAUAAAAGCAACAUCUAAGAAAAUCAGAUAUUAAACUCAAGUAAUUUUCAAAUAAAUACAUUUUUAUUAACAUUUUUUAUUUUACAUUCAAACAAUGGAUACCAUGAAUUAACACGAAUUAUCCAAUAAGAAGGAACUCGAAAAAAUGACAUUUCUGUUCUCUUCUAUUAACGUUAUGUACUACUAAAAUUCAAAAGCUUAAUGCUAUAAAUUUCUUUGUUGUUUAUUCUCUGUGCGCUUGUUUCAUCAACUCCUUCGACAAAUUAAAUUUAUCGUUAAAAGUAACAAACCGGAUGGACAAAUGUAGGAUGUGAUAGCUGCGAAUGGGUUUUGAUAUGACCUGUGGGUGUAGAGAGAAUGAUGAAUGAUUGUGGACAGAAUGGAAGAUGUCGAAUAUUCAAUUUAGAAUAUCGAUUGCGAGUGAAGAUUCCUAGAAUGCACGUGACUACGUAAGUAGAGAUUUGGCUGGCAUGGUAAGAAUGUGUAAU
This is a messenger RNA of Bombus huntii, 1809 nucleotides long. Its product is annotated as outer dense fiber protein 3-like. The coding region runs from base 1 to 696 and encodes 231 amino acids. The transcript has 4 exons. NCBI's taxonomy places the organism in Eukaryota, Metazoa, Arthropoda, Insecta, Hymenoptera, Apidae. The record is from RefSeq and is a predicted model, not a curated record.